Molecule: messenger RNA, 849 nt
Organism: Diaporthe amygdali
Lineage: Eukaryota; Fungi; Ascomycota; Sordariomycetes; Diaporthales; Diaporthaceae
Exons: 1
Coding region: 1-849 (282 amino acids)
Source: RefSeq, a predicted model, not a curated record
AUGGACAGAUCAACUGGUCACGAUGGAGAGAUCAAGGGAGACAGUGUAACAUUUGUUGCACUGUUUGACCAGGAAGUUUACGCAAUCGAGGCGAACUCUCCUGUCAAUGGAUGGGUGGUCGACACCAAACAGUCCGAGAAAAAGAAAGGGGCCAAUGCUUUCAAGAUCAUACUAAGGCCAGGGCACCUGGCAAAUUUACAGAAUAGGAGGGCAACCAUCCUCUCUUCUACCUAUCUUCACACUGGAAACAGUAACUUGACGCAGUUCAAGAAAGGAAAGCCUCUCAUUACCCUCUUCCAUCCCAUUCGCGCUUGCAUUGGGAAGAGCCGGCCCAACGUACUGUAUCGCGCCGUCCACGACUGUCACCCCGGCAAUGGGCUGUACUCGCGUGGGUUCGGAACCGUCAAGAAUGAUCCGAUGAGCUUCAUGGAGCACUUCUGCCGUCAUCUGAACUGGAAGCGCCGUGAUCCAAGCCCUUUCAUGUCUACUACCAGCCAUCUUUCCAAGGCCGUCAAUGUCGCCAGGUGGUACGAGCGCAACGGCUUCAGCGGCAUUGAGGUCCUCGUGAUCAAAAUGGACAAAGAGUGGCGGGAGCAGUCAAAAGUGUGGAAAGUCAAUGAUAUCUUGGCCACGCUUGGUCGCUCUGCCAUGCGCAAGGCGUCAGCCUUCGAGCACGAGUACCUGAUCGAGGAAUACAUCCCGGCGUCUUGCGUGAGCCGACUUCAGUGGGAGAAGGUAAAAGGCAAUAUUCGAGCCCAACAGAUCAAGGGAGAGCCCGGCAAAAAGCGAAAGCGAAGCCUUUUCGAGUCUGAUGGUCGGGAAGGUGAGAGUGAGCUGGGAAAUGAGUGA